Bactrocera dorsalis (oriental fruit fly) is the source of this 3992-nucleotide messenger RNA. Its product is annotated as band 4.1-like protein 4B. NCBI's taxonomy places the organism in Eukaryota, Metazoa, Arthropoda, Insecta, Diptera, Tephritidae. Gene Ontology annotation, cellular component: cytoskeleton. The transcript has 11 exons. Gene Ontology annotation, molecular function: cytoskeletal protein binding. The record is from RefSeq and is a predicted model, not a curated record. The coding region runs from base 755 to 3841 and encodes 1028 amino acids.
GCAUUGGAAGAAAAGAGGUUGCAACUCUGAAAUUUUUCCUUUUGGCUUGAUGUGCUGUUGGCUUUUUCGGUUUAAAUAAUUUUGUUAAUUGCUUCAUUUUAAGUUAAUAAAAUGUAAAUCCAAUAACUUAAAAGCAUUAUUAACAUAUUGCGCAAAGAUUUGAAUAUUUUCGGUUCGGUUUUAAUGAUUUCUGUGCAUUUUAUUUGCGGCCUUCAUGGUAGAAACAACCUGUGAAACUUGUUUUUGUUGUUGUGUUCGAUAAUUGAGAAGAAAAGUCUCGGUCGUGUUCUUGUAUGGUGAGGAGUGGCUGACUUUGUGGAGAAGUUAAAAAGUGACAUAAACGUCAAAACAGCGGCAAAAAAGUGCUUAGAAAAUUUGUGAUUGGGUAUUGGGGAAAUCGCAGGCGAAGUCCAAAAAGACAAAACUGAUACCCAAAAAGCAGUAAGAACAGGAUCAGUAGGUUUAUGCCGACAACGUACAAGUUUAGCUAAACCACAGACUCGAAACUAUUGUGGGGCGGUGGCGGCGGCGCAGUCGUUGCGUUUCGGCAAGCUACAAGUUGCUGCAUCAACUAUUGCUUGACGUUAGCUUAAAGUAAGACAGAAUUAGGAUACGAAGUGGGAAAAUUUAUAGCAACGACGAUACCGAUUGGACACGUUCAAACGUUGAUGAAGUAGUUGAGACGAGUGCUGAAGAAAGGUGUCGAAAGUGGUCUGGCGAAUGCUUGUAUUCAUGUAAAUUUUGCUAGAGGGAAAUGUUGCGCUUUUUAAGUCGUCGGAAGGUGCGUAGCAACUAUGUGGAAAGCAGAGGUGGCGUUGCCGGUGGUCCCGGCGGAGCUGGUGUUACAAAUGCAAACAGUAGUGGCGGCACACAAAUUAAGGCGCAGCGUAUGCCAGUCAACAAAAAUAAAAUUGAGUGUCGCGUAGUGCUUUUAGACAAUACAGAUCUCUCUAUCGAACUAUCAAAAAAGGCACUCGGCAGCUUCUUAUACGAACAAGUCUUCUAUGCAUUAGACGUAAUCGAAAAAGAUUACUUCGGUUUACAGUUUACUGAUGCGAACCAUGUUAAGCACUGGCUGGAUCCUACAAAACCUAUAAAGAAGCAAGUAAAGAUCGGACCACCAUACACCUUUCGUAUGAAAGUUAAGUUCUAUUCGUCGGAGCCAAACACCUUACGCGAGGAGCUGACACGCUAUCUAUUCUUCCUCCAAUUGAAACAAGAUCUACUAGAAGGUCGCUUAGAUUGCCCCGAUGACAAAGCUGCUGAAUUGUGUGCGCUCGCAUUGCAAUCUGAACUUGGUGAUUACGAUGAACAAGUGCACACAGCGGCCACGGUUUCGGAAUUCCGCUUUGUGCCGGAACAAACUGAGGAUCUCGAAAUUGCCAUAUUGGAUGAGUAUAAGACAUGUCGCGGUCUGACGCCUGCGCAAGCAGAAACUGCCUACUUAAAUAAAGCGAAAUGGUUGGAUAUGUAUGGUGUUGAUAUGCACACAGUCUUGGGUAAAGACGGUUGCGAGUAUCAUUUAGGCCUAACACCAACUGGCAUUUUGGUUUUUGAGCGUGAUCAAAAAAUCGGCUUAUUCUUCUGGCCGAAAAUCAGUAAAUUGGAUUUUAAAAAGAAGAAACUCACGCUAAUCGUUAUCGAAGAUGAUGAUGAAGGACGCGAGCAGGAACACACUUUCGUCUUUCGCUUGUACAACGAGAAAGCGUGCAAACAUUUGUGGAAAUGUGCCGUAGAGCAUCAUACAUUCUUCCGUUUGCGUGCGCCGGUCAAAGGGCCUUCGGCACGUCAAAACUUCUUCCGUAUGGGUUCACGUUUCCGCUACUCUGGGCGCACAGAGUUUCAAACGACACAGCAAAGUCGUGCCCGACGCACUGUACAAUUUGAACGUCGUCCCUCACAACGUUUCGCCAGCCGUCAGUCGCAUCUGCUACGUGAACGUCAAAAAGCUUCACAAGAAGCGGCUGCCUCAGCUGUAGCCGCGGUAAAUGCACGUGCCGCAGCAGCAGCCGCCGCCGCAAUUGAACCGGCUAACACCACACUCGACUCGUUGCUCACGAAUACCUCGACAGUCGAGUCGCAACUGUCCAAUGCGGCUACACCCUCGCCAUCCAUACAAACGGUUAUUUACAAUGCCAAUGCAGAUUUGCUAAAUGAUACGGCAACAAGCAGUGCAGCUGCGGCGCGUAUCGGUAGUAGUGGCGUGCGUCGUAAUUCCAUGCGUUCGGAUUCCAGUGGCGAAGAAAGUGGCUACACGAAACUCGAUUGCUAUAAUAAGGAAGCUUUGGCAGUAAAGCUUGACACUGAUUCCAUUGGUGCAACCAGUAGCUUAUACCCACCAACUACAACGAAAAAUGUCGAUGAUACAAAUCCGUUUAGAAACAAUGCCUCCUCGCAUCAUGGUUCCUUCGGCAAAGCGUCCAUCAGCUCGGGCUUCAGCAUUAGAAGUGCCUUAUCGGACAAAGAUAAAGAGCUAGAUUCAUUACUUAAGUCCAUUGUUAAAGAUCCAUCCCCAUCUAUACUAGCAACUGAAGCUAUUAAUGAUGCUAACAGUAUCAGGGUAACAAUAAAUAAAACCUUCGAUAUGGAACACAACACAGAGACAUUGAAGCGUCUUUCCAGCUCGGAUAAGCCGAAUAAUCAAGUGAAACUGGCAAAUGUCGGCGGUGGCGCACUGCCGCCCGGACAUAUAAAAUGCAAUAUUUUGAAGGCGCGCGUCGAAGAAGAGCUUGGCACUGGUGUGCACUCCAAUGCCAACACGAAUGCGAAAAUGACAAAUCAAAUGUUUGUGCCCGCGCCAAGCACAGUGCAACACAACAACAGCAAUAGCAAUAGCAUCUUCAGCAGUAUUAAUACGAACAACAACAACACGAUGUAUAGUAGUGACGGCCCAGACUCAUUAAAUGCCACCUACAUUUCUGUGGGCGGUGAUAAAUUAACUUUGAGCAUAACGGAACAAAAACCAACUAGCAGCACCGCAAUCACUGUGGGCAGUGGCAAGUCAGAGGCGAAUGCCACGAACACAUACGUUGCCGAGGCGACUGUUUUGCCAUCGCCCACAACACCAUCGGCGCGAAAGAUAACCGCUUCCAAAACGACAAUAUCACCAUUUUCCAAUGCCACUUUCAUAUCCGAAUUCAAUAGCAUGAGCCCCAACGCAUCGUCGUCGUCGUCGUCAUCUUACAAUAAUACGCAUACAAGCACAGUUUUCACCACAACAACAGCGAAUCCUGCCAGCGCCAACGAAACAUUCACAAUUCGCAAAGGCAAUGUCUCAACAACAACAGGUGAUAAUUUGUUGUUGACACCCACUACGCCAACAGCAAACAUUGCCACUAUAACCACGCCACCACCAACGCCCACUCACACAUUCAGCACCACAGCUGCGAGCAAUGCUUCCGCUGCGGAGCGUUUAAUUAACGAGAUUUUCAUUAAUAACAUAAUAAAUAAUAAUGUGCGUGCCACGAAUGAGAAGAAGUCGGCCAGCAGCACGCUUAUUGGUAAGAGUAAUGAAACGGAAUUGGUCAGUAUCGAUGGUGUCAACAAAUCGCCGACCAAACCGUCCGCUGGCACAACACUAUUCUCCACUUUGCGUGAGCAAGAACGCCAGCAGCAACAUGUAAACGAUGUGACUAACGAGCAGGAGCGCUGUGAAACUGAUGCGCAAAUGCUAAUGAAAAAAGAAAUUGACAAUAAGCAUCAAAAUAAUCAUUCCGUCACUCAUAUUCCGAACAACAACGACAUGGUGUCACCUUGGCUGGUUUCAUCGGAAGUGGUUUCAGCGCCUAAAGGCAAAGAACCAUCAAUUAUACGAAAAUCCGUUAUAACAACGCAAUUGUAAGUGCUCAAUUUUCUGAUAAUUAAAUUAGUUAGACAACAGUUUCGAGUAUGCGACCGUUAAGUUGCCUUAAUUAAAAAAAAAGUGUUAGAAAUUUAUUUAUUGAAAUUUUAAAAGUAAAUGCCAAUGCAUUUGUGCAUGACGUAAAUGCCGA